Messenger RNA from Bursaphelenchus okinawaensis, 528 nucleotides. The record is from the annotation of a GenBank genome assembly. Lineage: Eukaryota; Metazoa; Nematoda; Chromadorea; Rhabditida; Aphelenchoididae.
AUGUUUCAGGUUUUUUGGUACUUCUUGUAUAGUUUUCCUUUUAUAAUACACUUGAAGUUUUUAUGGUAUACCAACAAAUUUUACGAAGAUGAACUUGAUUCUUCUGAAACAGACAGUGAAUAUGACUAUGGAUAUGGUGAACUACAGGAUUAUGACAAUAAUGAAGAUUUUAAUGAUGAUGAAUAUAACGAUGACGACGAUGAUAAUAUUGUCUACGACGGGCUACAAAACCAAAAGAACCAACUUGCUUAUAACAAUGAUUACAAUGAUAUUGAAAUCGACUACUACGCCGGAGAGUACUGGCAUGAUGAAAGUGAGGACGAAGAAUCUGAAGCAUUUAUAGACGACUUUACAGUGCUACGAGAAAGACUAGAUGAAGCGGCUUACUACGAAUUAAAUGACUUGAGCGAACAAGAAUUUAUUGAUGAACUAAGUUGUAAUUUAUUCAAUUUGUGCUGUUGUUUAUAUAUCGACCUUACAGCUAUUGCCUUUAUUGUAAUAUUCUCGCUACAAACAUAUGUAUCUUGA